GGUUUGGACGUGUAUUGUACCUCCAUGCUGCCUCCCUCUCUGAAGCUGCUCACCACAAUGACCAGGCUCUUAUGAGGGAGCUGCCUCCUGUCAGUGCAGCGCAGACGCCUCAGCGGCAGCGGCGCGGCGGCGCAUUCGUCCACUCGCUGACACCGAGACACUCAAGGAGGAAUAAAUGCCACACAUCUGAGACGUAAAAGGUCAAUGUGGCCACCAAAGCAGCUCUCUGGAGUAGUCGUCUGUCAUCGUGGAUUCCCGAGGCGUGUCUCUGUAGCAAACCACUCCUCCUCCUCGUGAGCGCUGCUGCCGACUUCCUCUCUCUGCCAGUCUCUCUGCUCUCCUCACCCCACCCCCGGCCAGCCGCCGGCUCUGCACUGCGUUGGAAUGGACACUGAGUCGACCCACUCAGGCUACUCCUAUCACUCAAGCCGCUCGGGGAGAUCAAACCGACAUGGGGACCGAAGCCGUGAGCGGCACAAGGCCAGCAGCAGCAAAGACAGCAGCCGCUCUGAGAGGUCCGUCGUCAUCAACCCCCCUGACACCCCCUCGCAGGACUCCCCUGUUCACAAUGGAGAGCCUCUGCCUGGAGAACCCUCACCAGCAGCAGAUCAUGGAGACGAGGCCCAGGAUGAUAACUGGGGGGAGACCACCACCGCAGUGACAGGAACCUCAGAGCUGAGUAUUUCCCAGGAAGAAGUGGUCGGACUGGGUAAAGGCAUACAGGACCGCACCCAAGGCUUCCGCCGCUACCUUCCCCUAGCUUUGGGUAUAUGUGUGGGGUUGCUGGUGUUGGCCACGCCCUUGGUGUUCCUGCUUCUUCCAGCUGUCAUGUGGCCCGACAGACUGCAGGCUUGUGGCGCUGCCUGCGAGGGUCUGUUCCUUUCUAUCUCGUUCAAGCUCCUCAUCCUUCUGGUGGCCAUUUGGGCCUUGUUUCUUCGACCAGGCCGCGCCAGCCUGCCCAGAGUGUGUGUGUAUCGUGCCUUCCUCACCACUCUUACACUCCUGCUCACCAUGUCAUAUUGGCUUUUCUAUGGGGUUCGGAUACUUGAUGCUCAGGACGAGGACUACCAUGGUAUCGUCCAGUUUGCUGUGUCCCUCGUGGACUCCCAGCUGUUUGUCCACUACCUGGCCGUUGUGCUGCUGGAGCUUCGUCACAUCCAGCCCUGCUACAGCGUGUCUGUCAUUCGCUCCACUGACGGAGAGACGCGUUACUACAACAUUGGACAGCUAAGCAUUCAGAGGGCUGCUCUGUCCAUUUUGGAGUAUUACUACAGAGAUUUUCCAAUCCAUAACCCAUCACUUCUCUCUGCCUCAAAGCACCGGGCUGCCAAACACCUGGCUGGGUUAAAGGUCUACAACGUGGACGCCCCGGGGAGCACAGCAGGAGCACAGCCUGGAAAUGGCAAUCAGUCACGGGCCAUGGUUACAGCUGCAGCCAAACGCAAAGACGCUGCCCACAGUGAGCUGUACUACGAAGAGGCCGACUACGAGAGGAGAGUCCGUAAACGCAGAGCCAGGCUGGUGGUGGCCGUGGAGGAGGCCUUCACACACGUCCGACGGAUGAAAAAAGAGGAUGAGCGCGCAACACCGUCUGACAUUAUGGAUGUGCGUGAAGCAGCUCUGGCCAUAUUUCCCUCCAUGGCCCGUGCCCUGCAGAAGUACCUCCGCACCACCAGGAGGCAGCACUGCCACAGCAUGGAGAGCAUCCAAAAGCACCUUGCUUUCUGCCUCAUCAAUAACAUGAGCCCAAAGGCCUUCCUCGAAGCCUACCUGGCCCCAGGUCCCACCCUGCAGUACGGCCCUGAGCGCUGGAUGGCUGACCAGUGGAUACUGGUCAGUGAGGCUUCAGUCACUGGUGGCAUAAAGGAGGGGACAGAGUUCCUACUGAAGUGUCUUGACUUCAGCCUAGCUGUGACCGUCAAGAGAAUCCCUUACAUCCGACUGACUGAGGAGUACGUUGACCCCAAGUCUCACAAGUUUCUACUGCUGCUCCAAUCAGAAACCUCAGUUUAACAGUGACAGAGUCGACCAGUGCUGCUGAUCUGGACUGUUACAGUUAUCUGUUUGACUUUUUCAAAACUGGCUUUUUGUACUUUUUUUGUACUUCUGUUUGUGUAAUUUUCUCACAUGGAGUAUGUUUCUGUCCUCGUCUUCAUCUCGGGCGUCAUGACAGACGAUAACCAAACCGUAAAACAAGAGGGAACAUGCUUGGCUUUCUCUGUCCUGACAUUUUCAGAACACAGUUCAGGUAUUCCUCUAUGCACGAACAGAUUGCAAAUUUUCCACUUCCUUUAUUUGCAUGUGCCAGUGUGUGCCUGCAUGGGAGAGUUCAUGAUUUAGGAGUGAGUGUGUGUGUGUGUGUGUGUGUGUGUGUGUGUGUGAUUUACAAUAUAAAAGUAAGUGUGUGUCUUGAAUGUAGUGAACACCUGGCAUCUGUCUCUGCCUGUCUCUUCUGUCUCCCUGGGGGUUGCUAUGGUAACCAGGACAUUUGAUAUAACCCUGAACAUGUUUCACCAAAUCUGCUCUUUUUCAGUCUUAUCAAUGAUUAUUUAACUGUCCUGUAUUACAGAUGUCUGUACAGUAUUUAUAUGUGAAUAUAUUUUAUCCCUUUACUUACCUUUACCAAUACCUUUUCUAGCAAUAUUGUGCUUGAAUGAUUUUUUUUUUUUUUUAACCUUGUCAGUCUGCGCUGUAUUUGUGGCGAUAACUGGACUGUAAAUAGAGAUGAAGAUGUAAAUCACUGGACAGAAAUCACUGGAGUCUCUUGGACUGAAUGCCAAACACAGUGCAGGUGAAUAUAGAGUCUGACCAACAGACACUCAAUAUGUUUGGGUUUGUACAGUUAAGUGUGUGCACUGAUGUUUCAGUAGGCUAGCAGAGAGACUAAAUGUUUGGACGGAUAUGAGGUCCAUGUGGUCGAUCCUUUUUUUAUAUCUCCACCUUUUUAAAACACAAAAGAUACACCACUGAUUUUCAUCUUAAUUCAUCAUGAACGGGGUGUAUUAUAAGAGUUUCUCUCUGCAUAAUGUAAAUCCUGUCAGCCAAGUUAAAUAUACUCAGCCGUGAGCACAAGACAAUGCUUAAGGAUGUUAAUGUUUCAAAAAGAUUUAGGAUGUUCUCUCCAAAUCCCUCUCCAAAAGGAAUAGUCGCUUAUCUCAUGCUGACGAGCGUUUAAACAAGUGUUGAAAAUCAAUCAUUUAGUGCAAAUCACUAAAUCUUUACAUACAUUUACAGCUCAACUCAGCGUCAGUAUUCCUGUUGUCAGUAUUUUGUCUCGGUGUCACACUACUGCCACCCAUCUGCAGCUACUGGAACAGGAAAGUUGUCCCGAGAGUCGACUAAACUGUUCAUUUGUAUGAAUAUUUGAUCUGUAUUUUUAAAACCCUUUGUACUUAUGAGACCUCUUAUGUUGUAAAUUUAUAUUUACACAAGUGUUACCGUGGUCACUGGCAGUGUAGUUUUGUUUAGGCUUUAGGAGUGUCAAUGGUCGUAAAUAGUUCUUGACUACACAUGUGCCUCAGUUUUAUAUAUUUAGGAUAGCAUAUUCAGCAUACAUGUACAGUUUUCAAGUGUGUGUGUGUGUGUGUGAGAGAGAGAGAGAGAGAGAGAGAGGAGUGUGGGGGUGGGGGUAAAAAAGAAAGAAAGGGAACAUAAUGAAGAAAGAGAUUGCUUUCCUAGAUGUCAUGCAGCUGACUGGUCACAAGUCUCAAGUUGUCCCUGUCAUCUUUUGUACAACAAAACAUGUAAAAACACAACUACUGUGUCAAAGUCACAUUUGUAAAAAAAGAAGAAGAAAAAAAAGAUAAUAAAUAAAUAAAUAUUUGUACUGAC
This is a messenger RNA of Scatophagus argus, 3831 nucleotides long. Its product is annotated as vang-like protein 1. Bases 385 to 2013 code for a protein of 542 amino acids. NCBI's taxonomy places the organism in Eukaryota, Metazoa, Chordata, Actinopteri, Scatophagidae. Gene Ontology annotation, biological process: multicellular organism development. The transcript has 9 exons. Gene Ontology annotation, cellular component: plasma membrane. The record is from RefSeq and is a predicted model, not a curated record.